UGCUAGUUCCAGAGGAGCAAAAUCAAAAACCUUAUGUUGCUAUUAUCAAGGAUAUUUCUCAGACCAGUAAAGGAAACAUGAUGGUCAAUGGGCAGUGGUUUUAUCGGCCUGAGGAAGCUGAGAAAAAGACAGGUGGAAACUGGCAAUCACGUGAUACAAGGGAGUUAUUCUAUAGUUUUCACCGUGAUGAGGUGCAUGCUGAGUCUGUGAUGCACAAGUGUGUGGUACACUUCAUUCCUUUAAACAAACAGAUCCCAAAGCGCAAACAACAUCCCGGAUUUAUCGUACAAAAAGUGUAUGACACAGAACAGAGGAAGCUUUUCAAGUUAACAGACAAGGACUAUGAAGAUAGUAAGCAACAUGAGAUUGAUCUCCUUGUUCAGAAAACUAUGUCACAGAUUGGCGAUCUUCCGGACAUAGAACCUGAAGACCACCACCCUUCUUUCACAGCCAAUGAAGAUCAGUUGUUGAAGAGUAAACGUCUUUUAAGGAAAAAGAGUAUUCAUCUUCUGGAUGUAUCGAGAGAUGAUGAAGUGCCUAGCAGAUGUGGCCAAUCUCUUAAAACAGAAACACCUGGAAGCUCUGCGUGCAAUGCAUCAGAGUACUUCACAAUCCUUAAAAGCUUCAAUGUCUUGACUGAUGCUGAUCACCGUAACAGGUGGUUGGAGAAGCUCCUUCAAGCGAUUCAGUUUAUGUGCAAUCCCUUGAAUGGUGAUGAUGGUAAUGAAAGAGGUAUUUCUGGUCAUAAUGAUCCUCCUACUAAAACUAGUUCAUCAAAAGGUGUGGAUGAGGACAACAAUUCAAAUGGUGAGAAUAAUUUUCAUUGGCCGGACAGCGCUGUUCCUGCUACAGUUUCUCUUGAGCGAGCUGUACAUGAUGCACUUUCCUCAGAUUUUCAAAAGUACAACCAAAAGAUGCGGCAAUUAGUCUUUAAUAUUAAGAAUAAUGCACACUUAGCCCGGCGUCUCUUAAUUGGGGAGCUAGAUGCAUCACAAGUAUCAAGCAUGACACCAAACGAGUUGAAGG
Molecule: messenger RNA, 1026 nt
Organism: Cuscuta europaea
Lineage: Eukaryota; Viridiplantae; Streptophyta; Magnoliopsida; Solanales; Convolvulaceae
Source: the annotation of a GenBank genome assembly